This is a messenger RNA of Salmo salar (Atlantic salmon), 9105 nucleotides long. The record is from RefSeq and is a predicted model, not a curated record. NCBI's taxonomy places the organism in Eukaryota, Metazoa, Chordata, Actinopteri, Salmoniformes, Salmonidae.
GAGGUUCUUAAACAAAGUUUGGCUUGUUAGGGAAAGUUCCUAACUGUCAGGGUUGUCGAAUGGGGCUUGAUGGAAGAAAGAAGGGACAACGUCUUGUCAGCAAACAACACUUACAGUUUACAAUUCUUGGAACUCAAAAGACGCGUGUGAAAAUCCCCGAGGAAGAAUACAACGUCGUACAGAACUUAAUUAAGUUUAUAUCGCCGGCGUCACGCUUUCUAUGUCUAAAGUGCAUAGUUCUAGCGGGGAAAGUUUUUGAAAUGACAGUCGGUACAGUGAGGAUAAAGCAUAAUAACAUAUUGUCUUAAUUUACCUUCCAACAAGAUGAUUUACUUGCACUGCGGACUUGCACAAACUUUCUCUCCAAUUUACUUUUUGGUUGCAGCGGGGAUCUUGGCGAUGUUUGACAACAGUAAAACAUUUGGAAUUGAACAAGAGACGGAGAGCUUUCUGCAGGGGCUUCCGCAGUACGAGGUCGUUCACCCCUACCGAGUGGACGCCAAAGGUCACUUCCUGUCCAACUUUGUGUCCCACUGCGUCAGCCGGGUACAGCGGCGGGAAACCCAGGGGGAACCAGGAAACCCUACACGGGUGUUCUACCAGUUGCAGCACGGUGGCCACAAUCUGCACUUCAACCUCACCCUCAACCCACACCUACUGGCUCCUGGCUUCCUGACUGAGAGGAGGUACGGUGGCCUGGAGGGGGCCAAAAUACGCAGCCAUGGCCCCUCGCUGUGUCACUUUAUCGGGGACGUGUGGGACCGGGCGUCUAUGAAGGGGAGGGCGGCUAUAAGCACUUGUGACGGCCUGACAGGGCUGUUCAAGCUGUCCCAGGAGGACUUCUUUAUCCGGCCAUUGGAGCGGUCUAGUGAUGAGUCGACGGCACCACAAGUCCACAUUAUCUACAAGCGCCACACCUCCCCCACCCAAAGCCAGUUGGUACAGCCCAUCUCUGGAGACCAUACCACCAACGGUACCUGUGGGGUCAAAGAUCCCGCUGCGGCGUUGGAGCGUGUGGAGAGGCAACGGGAGCGCUGGGAGAGACGCCAGCGGAGGAAGAGAAGGAUACGUCAGCGUUCCAUCAGCAGGGAGAAGUGGGUGGAAACGCUGGUGGUGGCCGAUUCCAAGAUGGUGGAGUACCACGGCACCAAGGGCGUGGAGAGCUACGUACUGGCUGUCAUGAACAUCGUGUCAGGGUUGUUUCGUGAUGCCAGCAUUGGAAACCCCAUCAACAUCGUAGUGGUUCGUCUGAUCCUGCUGGAGAAGGAAGAGGAAGACCUGAAGAUCACCCACCACGCUGACAACAGCCUGAGCAGUUUCUGUAAGUGGCAGAAACGUCUCAACGUGAAGGGAGAAGAACACGCGGUCCAUCACGACGUGGCCGUCCUUCUCACCAGAAAGGACAUCUGUACGGCCAUCAAUAAGCCAUGUGAGACCCUGGGCCUGUCUCAUGUGGCAGGCAUGUGUCAGCCCCACCGCAGCUGCAGCAUCAGUGAGGACACGGGCCUGCCGCUGGCCUUCACCGUCACCCACGAGCUCGGGCACAACUUUGGGAUUCAGCAUGAUGGGAACGGCAAUGACUGUGAGCCGAUUGGGAAAAGACCUUUCAUCAUGUCUCCACAGCUCCUGUAUGGCACCUCCACCCCCAGCUGGUCGCGCUGCAGCCGCCAGUACAUCACCCGCUUCCUCGAUCGAGGCUGGGGCUGGUGCCUGGAUGACCCCCCCGUGCGGGACGUGCUGGAUCUGAACUCUGUUCCCCCCGGGGUCCUGUACAGUGCUGCCCACCAGUGCCGCCUACAGUACGGCUCUGGAUCCCUGCUCUGUGACGACGUGGACAACGUCUGCAGUACUUUGUGGUGCACUGUUGGGACAACUUGUCACUCAAAGCUGGAUGGUGCAGUCGACGGGACCAGGUGUGGUGAGGACAAGUGGUGCUUUGACGGGGAGUGUGUGGCGGUGGGACACCAGCCUGAGAGUGUCAAAGGGGGCUGGGCUCCAUGGAGCGAGUGGUCUGCCUGUUCCAGAACCUGUGGGGCCGGAGUUCAGAACGCCCAGAGGGACUGCGUCAACCCAGUUCCCAAGUACGGAGGGAAGUACUGCGUGGGGGAGCGAAGGCGCUACAAGAUCUGUAACAGCACCCCUUGCCCCCCCAACCAGCCCUCCUUCAGACUCAUCCAGUGCAGUCACUUUAACACCAUGCUUUACAAGGGCAAGUUCUACAAAUGGGUGCAGGUCAACAACAGAGUGAACCCCUGCGAGCUGCACUGCCGCCCUCUGAACGAGUACUUCUCAGAGAAGAUGCUGGACGCUGUCAUUGACGGGACCCAGUGCUACGAGGGCAGCUUGAGCCGAGACAUGUGUGUUAACGGCAUCUGCAAGAAUGUGGGGUGUGACUAUGAGAUUGACUCCAACGCGGUGGAGGAUCGCUGUGGGGUUUGCCAUGGCAACGGGUCUACUUGUGAGACUGUGAAGAAGACCUUUAAGGAGAGCGAAGGGCUUGGGUAUGUGGACAUUGGGCUGAUUCCAGAGGGGGCUCGGGACAUUCGCAUCGAGGAGGUGGCUGAGGCUGGGAAUUUCUUGGCUCUCCGGAGUGACGACCCCGGCAAGUACUUCCUGAAUGGCGGUUGGACUAUCCAAUGGAAUGGGGAAUACAAGGCAGCGGGGACGGUGUUCACCUAUGAGAGGACAGGCCAACUGGAGAACUUGACCUCCCCUGGACCAACCCUAGAGCCAGUGUGGAUACAGCUACUCUUCCAGGAGACCAACCCAGGGGUGCGCUAUGAGUACACCAUCCAUAGAGAGACUCUUCUGGACUCAGACAAUGAUAUCCCUAACCCCGGUUUCUUCUGGAAGUAUGGCUCAUGGACUGAGUGCAGUGCCACCUGCGGGACAGGUGUCCAGCGACAGAUUGUUCACUGUGUGGAGAGGACCUCUGGGAUAGUAGAAGAGGGCUACUGUGACCCGUCGACCCGUCCUGACGAUAAACGAGCCAGCUGCAAUGAGGAGCUUUGCCCAGCCAUAUGGUGGGUGGGCGAGUGGCAGAAGUGCUCGGCCACGUGCGGUGAGAAGGGCUUGGCCAAGAGGACGGUGCUGUGCAUCCAGGCCGUGGGUCUGGAGGAGAACAGAGCCCUGCAGCCCUCUGAAUGUCACCACAUGCCCAGGCCUGAGUCAGCGGCGCCCUGUAACGCUCAUGUCCCCUGCCCCGCGGACUGGUCGACAGGCAACUGGUCAGAGUGCUCGCUGACGUGUGGCGGUGGUGUGCGGAGCCGUAAGGUUGUCUGUUCCAGAAACACAGGGGUAGACUGUGACCCCCGAAAGAAUCCUAGUUCCCUUACUCCAUGCUACCUCCAGGACUGUCCUCAAAUCAUCGACGUCUUCGGUGGCAGCAACGACUGGUCUGGCAGUGGCUCGUCCAGCAAGGAAAUCAACGAAAUCAACUCCAUCCCUGACUCCAACCCCCUGCCCAAACACAGUACGACUAGAACUCAGCCAAGGGCCCCUAACAAUCUGAAUAACAUCAUCCCCCACCCGAAUCACAUUGACAAGACUACUGACAACUCAGCCAAAAACAAUGUACCGGUGGACGAUUUUUACUACGACUACAACUUCAUCAAAUUCCACGAGGACAUUUCCUAUGACUUUGGCUUGGGGAACAACGGUAAAGACUUGGUGGGUGAUCUUGGACUAGAUCCACAACAGGAGCCUAAACCAAGCUCUAGUGCAGAAGAACAUGUUUACAGAGAAACUACAACAGAUCCUCCCACAGCUACCUCACCCAUUUCUACCACUUUUAAGACGACUCCUUUCAUUAGGGAAGUUGAGGAACCACAAGACCCUAACCUGGACAAUGUAGAGGUUGAUGGAAGACCACAGACGGCGAAGCCCAAUGAAGUAGAGCGAGAGGAGGAGGAUGUACUCCUUUCAGAGGACUAUUUUCUACCUGUUUCCACCACACCCUCAGCACCAGUUAUAGAGACCAGGUUUUCACAAAGCUGGAAAGGAACAAACGGUAAUUUUGGUUGGCCUCAUUACCUCAGCUCAGCAGCCAGCCCGGUGUCCACUAGCAUGGGGACCACUGACAACACACAUGGGCCCCAGAGUGAAGAAAAGGAUGAUGAAAACACUGACAUUUAUGUCCAUUUUGAUGUGGAAGACGGCAAUGUUGGUACAACCAUCGAAUGUACCACCACUUCCCCUGUCAGCCAUGACUAUGAAGAUGGCACCGUACCCACAACAAUGGUAGAAAAGGUGAAAGAAGUGGGUGUUUUGGACUACAAUUCCCACCAGGAGACUGCAAUUGGACUACAAUCCCCUGGCUACCAAGAUGAAACGGAGAGCCCGGUUCCACCCCUGGAUCCACCUUCCCCAGGCCCUGUGUUUGAGUUUGAAACAUACGAGGACAGCUUUUUCACCACAACCCUGUCCCAAUGGGAGGCAACCACUUCUCUUCCAUACGCGCCACCAGCCCCAGACUCCACUGAGGAUUACAAUGGCGUUUUCCCUGGUGAACCAGACUUUGAUCAGCAGGACUUUGAAAUUGGGCCCAAAGCUGAUAGCGAAGUCAAUUUAGGGGUCACCGACAGUGACUUCACCGUGACCUCACGUCCUGUGUCUCAGGAGCCACAUCUUCCACCCUCUCCUCCCCCACCUCUGUCCCAUUCACUCUCAGGAAACCAGGAGAACAUCAAACACAGCACAUCAACAACUGGAAGUGACUCCUCUCCUCCUACUUAUCUGGAAGGAGACCCUCAGUCUCCACCUGGAAGUGACUCCCCUCCUUCCACUCAUCUGGAAGGAGACCCUCAGUCUCCACCUGGAAGUGACUCCCCUCCUUCCACUCAUCUGGAAGGAGACCCUCAGUCUCCACCUCCGUCAAUGUUAGCAGAGACAGAGCCAGCCACAGCCCAGUUAGAGACAGACAUUUCAGCACAGUCCUCCACGACUGGGCCAACUCCAUCUAAAGGGGGCCAAUGCGGGCCCUCCAGUCCCCCUCCCCAUACGGGUGUGGAUGUCACCACAACCACUCCCCAGGAUGGCACGAAACCCAUGCCCCUCACCCAGUCUGAGCCAGCCGUGUCCCCUAGCAAUUCCCCUGAGCCCGCCGUGUCCCCCACCCAUUCCCCUGAGCCAGCCGUGCCCCCCACCCAUUCCCCUGAGCCCGCCGUGCCCCCACCCAUUCCCCUGAGCCAGCCGUGUCCCCCACCCAUUCCCCUGAGCCAGCCCCGUGCCCCCACCCAUUCCCCUGAGCCAGCCGUGCCCCCCACCCAUUCCCCUGAUCCAGCCGUGCCCCCCACCCAUUCCCCUGAGCCAGCCGUGUCCCCCACCCAUUCCCAUGAGCCAGCCGUACCCCCCACCCAGUCCUCUGAGCCAGCCAUGCCCACUCUGCCAACCCAUUCUCCCACCACACUCUGGUCGACACCAGAGCCAUCCUUCUGGAGAGCCGGCAACUGGAGCGCAUGUUCUACUAGCUGUGGUCUGGGGGCCAUCUGGAGGCUGGUGGUCUGCAGCACGGGACUGGAGUCUGACUGUGACCUGACCAAGAGGCCUGUGCCGGCCCGGCGCUGCUACCUCCGACCCUGCUCCUCCUGGAGGAUAGGAAACUGGACCAAGUGUUCCAAGAACUGUGGUGGUGGGGUGACCCUGCGUGAGAUCCAGUGCUUUGACACCAGGGACCAGAGGCCUUUGCGGCCCUUCCACUGUCAGACCGUGUCUACCCGGCCAGUGUCCCGCAUGCCCUGCCUACCCCAGCCCUGCCUGGACUGGUACUCUUCUUCCUGGGGACAGUGCUCUGAGGUGUGUGGGGGAGGGGAGCAGCAGCGUCUGGUUACCUGUCCAGAAGAGGAUCGCUGUGACGAGGACCAUCAGCCCAGCAACAUCCAGACCUGUAACAGCCAACCCUGUACCCAAUGGGUCACUGGCUCCUGGGGACAGUGCUCUGCAUCCUGUGGUGGUGGCAUGCAGCGGAGGCUGGUGAAAUGUGUGAACACCAAGACGGAGCCUGGGGAGGAGGAGGAGCAUGCCCAGUGUGACCCUGAGCCCUGGCCAGAAAACAGCCAGAAGUGUAACCUGAAUGAGUGUGACAGCAGCCCCGCUGGGCUCACGUGUCUUCGUGACCGCCUCACAUUCCGUUUCUGUCAGACCCUCCAGUGGCUUGGCCGAUGCCACCUGCCCGCCGUGCGAACGCAGUGCUGCAAGACCUGCGGCCGGCGUUCCCGUGGCAACGAGCGCACGUCCCGUCGCUGAGGUCAGCGAUCAAUAUAGGGUGGACACGGUCACCCACACUCUUACACUCUCACACGCACAGACAUGGACACGCACAGACAUGGACACGCACACACAUGGACACGCACAGACAUGGACACGCACACACAUGGACAUGCACACACAUGGACACGCACACACAUGGACACACAUGGACACACACAACACAUACAGAUGAUCAGGUAACAGCUCUGGACUUGCAAAAUUGCAGCAUCCAUCUUGUCUAUCUGUCAUUGAAGGGUGAAUCUUGAGCUGGAUACACACACACACAAUUUCUCAUACAGGGGUCUAGUGUCAAAUUGGUAGCUACACUCACCCUGCUGUCCUGGCUGCUGGGUCAGAGCUGCUGGGUCAGAGCUGCUGGGUCAGAGCUGUUGGGAUAGAGCCACAUUCUGGGGGGUAGGAAAACCAUACCUGAGCUGUGCUUGAUUAGUUUGCCUGGUAUAAUGGAACCAAUGGAAUAGUCCCAAAGGUGCUAAUAGAAUUAUAUCAAGCACUCCUCAAAAAAAUGAUUUAACACAUAGUAGGAUGGAACCACAUGUCACAACACAAAUUCCGCCAAACUGUAUAAAGAAGAAACAUGGUUGUUGCUCUCUCUACUGUUGAGAUAAUGAUGUGUUUGUUUGCACUUUUCUCUCUGAUGGAUCCAACUGUUAUUCUGUUUUGAUUGUGAGAAAUGUUGCAGCUGGAACACGGGGUUUAGUCAUAUGUCUGGUUCAGCCAGUAGCAACGUGGACUGGAACACGUGGUUUAGUCAUAUGUCUGGUUCAGCCAGUAGCAACUCGGACUGGAACACGUGGUUUAGUCAUAUGUCUGGUUCAGCCAGUAGCAACGUGGACUGGAACACGUGGUUUAGUCAUAUGUCUGGUUCAGCCAGUAGCAACGUGGACUGGAACACGUGGUUUAGUCAUAUGUCUGGUUCAGCCAGUAGCAACGUGGACUGGAACACGUGGUUUAGUCAUAUGUCUGGUUCAGCCAGUAGCAACUCGGACUGGAACACGUGGUUUAGUCAUAUGUCUGGUUCAGCCAGUAGCAACGUGGACUGGAACACGUGGUUUAGUCAUAUGUCUGGUUCAGCCAGUAGCAACGUGGACUGGAACACGUGGUUUAGUCAUAUGUCUGGUUCAGCCAGUAGCAACGUGGACUGGACCAGCGUACUGAUUUAGCAUACAGUUGUUACACAUUGGUUAACUACAAGAUUACCUUGUAGCUCGUACAAUGCUUUGUCUUGAUAGCAGCUGAUGUAGCGACAAGUACAUGUAGUGUAAGCAACACCACUUGUCAAGUUGGUUCCCAGCUUGUGAAUAAUGCUUUAUAAAGCAGCUACGUAGUGUAAUUAGAGUUUCAUGAAUGCUUAUGAAGUGAGUAAAAAAAAAAAGCCAAAUUCUUUGACAAUGGUGCUGCGAAAAUAACCUGGUGCUAGAGGCGGCCUCGAGCGUCAAACUCCGUCAGGUGUUGGCUGACCAGUGCCUUUUCUACUUGAAUCCUUCCUUCCAUUAAAGUAUUUGUCUCUAAAUUCUGCCGUUUUAGUAUUUGACAUUUUAGUAUUUGUCUCUAAAUCUCAGUAGAAUUCAGCUUUGACCUUACGUACAGUAAUGGGAGAAUUGUUGUUCAGUGUACAGGUGAAUAGAAUCAUUAGAGUAAUGUUACUUUUAGCCAUUCUCAGAGAAUUACGGAGGGCAUAGAGGUUUUAGAACAACAGCAAGGGAGGAAUAUAUGAAUUGCUAAUUUAAGUUAUCAGUGCAUUGCUUUUAUAAAUUAGAAUGAAUAAUUUUGUAUGCCUCCAAGAUUGAGUAUUUCUACUGUCAUUUUGAUGUAGUGAGUGGCUGUCAUAUUUUGUUUAGGCAAUAUGCAAACACUUGACCCGCCUCCCCUAAUUUAUGCACUCAGAUGUGUAAUUAUUACUAAUGAUGAUACAUUGUUCUAAGAAUUAAUUUCCUGUCAAAUGUUUCGCUUUUAAAUCAGUUCUUUCAGAAUUCCUUUGUUUUUGAGGAUACUCUGUUAAAAAACAACUAAAUAUUUUCUUAUCAUGGCACUGAUAAAUCAGCAAUACUUACAGUAGUUUCAACUCUGAGACCUUUAUUCUUAUUCACCUUUCUUUUAACCACUUUUUUUGACAACUUAGUUUAUUUUGUAAAUCUGUGACCACUGAGAGAUACCGUAUAUGUGUCACUUUUGACUUUGAAAUGUCCUUUUUUAGUUUGACCAUACACAUUAGAGUUGAUAAUGAUGAUAAACCUUCAGCAGUCCUUUACGAGACUCAGAAGCAGUUUAUAUCACUCCUGAUUCAGGGAUCCUUUUAGUCAUGCAACCUGAGGAAAUUAGGAUUUACCACAAGGUUUGUUCUGACAGAUGAGUGAUUAGUCUUGUAAAUGUUUUGCUUUAUAAGUGAUGUAUCCUCUAUGUACAGUCAUGUUUUUCCAGCAGCUUCCCAUUCCUGUAGGGGUGGGACAGAGGUUAUUCUAUGCUCUGGGCUAUAUUGGCACCAUCUGUAAGCGCUGUGGUGAGGUUGAACUCUGACUUCCACCUGAGGUUGAUGGUGAGAACCAGGGCAGAGUAGCUGCCUGAGGCUUUCCUGCAGUGGAUAUGUGGCAUACUACUAUUUGUGAAACAACGUUUGCAUAUUCAUCUCUAAAGGGCACAGGGAAAGAUCUCUUUUGUUGUUUCAUCUUGCCUCUUAACAAUGCUCAGCAUGUUCAACAGCACUCAAACCCAUCCACUUACAAAAUCCAUUUCAUCAUGCUUUUUUGUGUUCAUCAAUAGUACAUUUAUUUUGUAACAUAAAUGUUUGUACUUUACAUUUUGUAUUUAUACCACUUCAAAUAAAAUUGUUGAAAAUAAAAA